Solanum dulcamara is the source of this 1923-nucleotide messenger RNA. RefSeq names its product ultraviolet-B receptor UVR8-like. Lineage: Eukaryota; Viridiplantae; Streptophyta; Magnoliopsida; Solanales; Solanaceae. The transcript has 12 exons. The record is from RefSeq and is a predicted model, not a curated record. Bases 105 to 1694 code for a protein of 529 amino acids.
AAUUCUAUUUCUUUGGUAGUUUCUAGUAGUUUCUGGAACAAAAAAGUUUUUCAAUAAUUCUUUCUGAAUUUGAUUUUGUGAAAUUUCGAAUUUUUUCUGAAGAAAUGAGAGAAAAUGGUGGAAGCGAAGAGGAAGAGGAGGUGAAAAUGGAGGAAGAGAAUGAUGAGAAGAAGAGGUAUGAGGUGUUAAUGUGGGGAUAUCUUCCCGGAGUAUUGUCUCAUAAGUCGCCGUUAACUUCUCCGGUGGAAGUUCAGUUGCCGGAGAUUGGAGUCGAGGUUCAAUCAUGGAAGGAUGUAUGUGGAGGAGGUUGUGGUUUCGCCAUGGCCAUUUCAGGGUCUGGAAAACUUAUCACGUGGGGUUCUGCAGAUGAUCAAGGCCAAAGCUACUUGACUUCAGGAAAACAUGGGGAGACUCCAGAACAAUUUCUGCUUCCAACUGAAGAUCCAAUCGUGAAAGCUGCAGCUGGUUGGGCACAUUGUGUAUCUGUUACUGAAAAGAAUGAUGUGUACACAUGGGGAUGGAAAGAAUGCGUGCCUUCUUCCAAAGUUGUUGCAAAUUUCGCUUCUGGAGGAAGUUUUGAAGGGGAUGCUUUUCGGAAAGAAUCAGCGUUAACUGACCAAGAAAGCCCUCAGUCUCAAGGCUCCAAGUCAAUUGGUGAUGCAGUUGUUCCCCAAGAUAAUAAAAAACCUGAAGAAACUGCAAAGAGGAGAAGAACAACGAUGGCUAAACAAGAACUUGAAAGCUCACCCCCCGCUGACGAAUCUCUUUCUGCACCACCUUGUAUUGUAGAACUGGAUCCAGGGGUGAAGAUAACCUCCGUUGCUGCUGGAGGGCGCCACACUUUAGCAUUGUCAGAUGUGGGACAGGUCUGGGGUUGGGGCUAUGGAGGUGAAGGACAGCUUGGUUUAGGCUCCAGGAUUAAAACAGUGGCUUCUCCUCAUCUUAUACCAUGUCUGGAUACUUCUUCACAUGGACCGGACCGGAGUCUUGGAAGUCCUCAAAGAAGCAUUACCACAGGGAGUCAGAAACGUAAUGCUUUGGGGAGCUACAUAAAGAGAAUUGCUUGUGGUGGACGGCAUAGUGCAGUAAUCACAGAUGCUGGGGUGCUGCUUACAUUUGGCUGGGGAUUGUAUGGGCAGUGUGGACUAGGUAAUACAAAUGACGUGCUGAGGCCAACUUGUGUGUCUUCUCUAUUGAACACUAGAAUAGAAGCCGUGGCAGGUGGACUAUGGCAUUCUGUGUGCUUAUGUGAUCAUGGGCGUGUGUAUACUUUUGGGGGAAAUCAGUUUGGCCAAUUGGGUCUAGGCACAGGCACUGACCACACAGAGACAUCACCUAGGCUUGUGGAUGCCUCAAUACUGGAAAACGAGCAUGCCAAGGUAGUGUCCUGUGGAGCUCGCCAUAGCGCCAUAAUGACAGCAAAUAUGCUUUCGACAAUGAGUUUGAAUAUACCGUUUCCUACCCAUGUGGGUACGUCGUAUUGCCUGUUGGGCAUUGUCAAAUGUGUGUUAAAUCGAUCAGAUGCCGAGGACAGCAAAAUUUAUAGCUGGGGAUGGAACAAGUAUGGGCAGCUUGGCCUAGGUGAUACAAUAGACCGUAAUGAUCCUUUUGAAGUACCCAUCGAUGAUUGUACACCGAAGAAUGUAGCAUGUGGGUGGUGGCACACACUUUUACUUGCUGAAAGCCGUCCAUGAUCUCCCCAAUUAUUUGGAGAACUUCUCUAGUUAAGUAACCUACUGACAGCAACUCUCAGGUUUACUUUCAGGAUUUUAAAGAUCUUGUUAAAGCUGUGGUAUUUGUUGAAUAUGUACAGUAUGCUGAUUGUAACAUAUAUUUAACUCACCUAUUCUCUUCGAGUUUGAAUCUGAUGUAUGCCAUAGUUUUAUAGACUUAUUUGAUGUAUGAUAAGCUCUUUUUCCUCUU